CCAUACCUCCACUCCCCCUCAAAACGGACAACCGGGGAAAAAAACGAGCGAGCCCUCAUCUCUAGCUCUGGUUAACAUCAACUUAUGGCCAGAACAAGGCCCAACCUUCACCGCCAGGACCCUCUUGAGGAUUCAUCCGCUGGAGCCUCCGCCACUGCCGCCAGGUACAUACCAAGAUCUACUACUUCCCUUUCCAUCCGCAGUUUGUUUCGCCUUGUGACGCUUCAUAUCUUGUCUGUCUCGUUGUCGUGGCCCCGCAUGGUCUACGACCUUGUGGUUUGUUAGGAAGCCCGAAGUCGAGCUUCGCAUCCCACUCCUCUUUCUACUAUUUUCCCUGUUACGCCGAGCCCAUCGGUUACUGUGUGGAAAGGCUAUCGUUCAUUUC
Messenger RNA from Aspergillus alliaceus, 385 nucleotides. RefSeq lists its product as uncharacterized. Bases 85 to 285 code for a protein of 66 amino acids. NCBI's taxonomy places the organism in Eukaryota, Fungi, Ascomycota, Eurotiomycetes, Eurotiales, Aspergillaceae. The transcript has 2 exons. The record is from RefSeq and is a predicted model, not a curated record.